GGGACCAACUAAUUCACUUCUCCGUUCUUCAAGUUCCUAUCUCCAUCUCCCAAACAAAUUUAUGUAAUAUAAAAGGACAUAUCAUAAAGAUCCCAGAGAGAAGAGAAGAGCCUCAAUUGCUCAAACCUCAAAAAAAGGAAAAAGGGUUUCCUAAUUACUGAGCAGAGCUUGUAGACAUGACAUUGGUCGAGAGAGCUUUGGUUUUCUUGAUGAUGAUGGCAGCUUUACAUGUUUCACAUGCAGCUGUGCACAAGGUUGGGGACUCUGCUGGAUGGACCAUCAUUGGUAAUAUAGAUUACAAGAAGUGGUCUGCUACUAAGAACUUCCAACUUGGUGACACUAUCAUUUUUGAAUACAAUGCCAAGUUCCACAACGUGAUGCGAGUGACACAUGCAAUGUACAAGUCAUGCAAUGCAACAUCUCCGUUGAGCACCAUGAGCACAGGCAAUGACACCAUAAAGAUAACGAAUUAUGGUCACCACUUCUUCAUAUGUGGCAUCCCUGGUCACUGCGAAGGAGGACAGAAGGUUGACAUUAACGUGGUGAAGGUAUCUGCUGCAGCUGCACCCACACCAUCAUCAGCAAUGGCCUCUCCGGUUCCCCCUGCCACUGUGCCUGCACCUUCUCCGAACAAUGCAGCCUCAUUCAUUGUUGCAAAGGCUUUCGCCAUGGCACUGUUUGCACUUGCUCUUUCUAGCUAUGCAUGAUUCGGAUUUGUACUUGUUAGUUGCCAAGAGUUUGGUUUAUGAGGCCAUUUCGAUUUUAUUUUUUUUAAUAAUGGGACAUGUCACUAUAUUUCUCUAGAGCUUCAUUGUCAAGAUCCUUCGCCUAGAUCGUAGGCAUACUUUAUAUUUUUUUUCGCGUAGUCAAAAAUUGAAAUGUAUCAAUGUUAUUUUGAA
Messenger RNA from Cajanus cajan (pigeon pea), 899 nucleotides. RefSeq names its product mavicyanin. Gene Ontology annotation, molecular function: electron transfer activity. Gene Ontology annotation, cellular component: plasma membrane. NCBI's taxonomy places the organism in Eukaryota, Viridiplantae, Streptophyta, Magnoliopsida, Fabales, Fabaceae. The record is from RefSeq and is a predicted model, not a curated record.